Molecule: messenger RNA, 3629 nt
Organism: Rhagoletis pomonella (apple maggot)
Lineage: Eukaryota; Metazoa; Arthropoda; Insecta; Diptera; Tephritidae
Exons: 7
Coding region: 1099-2991 (630 amino acids)
Biological process (GO): peptidyl-proline hydroxylation to 4-hydroxy-L-proline; cellular response to hypoxia
Cellular component (GO): nucleus; cytoplasm
Molecular function (GO): peptidyl-proline 4-dioxygenase activity; L-ascorbic acid binding; ferrous iron binding
Source: RefSeq, a predicted model, not a curated record
GAACUGACAUCCUAAUUUAUUUAUUGAACGUUUUUCAUUCUAUUAUAUUCGCUACUCAGCUUGUAAAAUUUAUACAAAAAUUUUGGGAAAGUGAAUUUACAGCUGUUAAUUGCACAUUUUCGCCUAAAAAUUGUGAUUAAAUGGAGAAUUUACAGAAUAUUUGUGAUAUUUUAUUAAUAAAAGUGUAGCAGAGAAUGUUCGAGUUAAUUAGAGGUGAUUAAAUUGCCUUAGGAACUUCCUAGAAAUUGCGAAAAUCGCAUUAAGGACGCCUAAAAUAGAACGCCAGCAAUUAUAGCAAAGUGUGGUGCUGAUGAUAGCGUAGUUGUGAAAAAAACUAACAGCCUACGAAUAAUACCAUCGUAUCAUUUGUUAGUAUGCACUUAUGGGUAGAAAAGCUAAACAUUUCCUUGCUUUACAAAACUAUCUGUAAACAGACUAUGGGAACGCAAAUCAAGGCAGACUAAACGAGCCACAAGUCUCGCAGCCAACAAAGAAAAGUUUUUAAGCCAUAUGAUUGCUGUCUGCGCCUACAUGAUUUAGUCUAUGAUUAUACACAUGUAUGAGGAGACGAGGGUAUUAUACUAAUCGUAUCAGCACCAGAAGCAUUAUCAGCGAUAGGCACGAGGCUGGGAGCGAUACGUGGAAAGAAAAGUGUUCGUUCAACGACUCUAGACUUGUGGGUUAAGAGUAAAAGGUGCGAAUUCUUCCCCUUUCCGUCCGUUUCACGUUAGUCGAAGAGCAGUUAUCCAAAUGGCUGCAAUUACAUAUUUCGCAAAAGCAGACAACAAAAAUACAUUUAAAAGCGUAGUAUUAUAAUUAAUACAAAUACCAAGACAGUGGUGAAAACAGCUGCGAUAUUUUCGCAAGAUAAAGAAGAAAAAGCUCAAAACAGUCAGGAAAAAAUACAAAGCAUGAGCUAAAUGCGUAUCCAAAACCGAAAGGAAGGUCCCUUUCAAGGUUAAAUUAAAAGCGUUUGCCCGUGGGAGGUCAUCGUUAGGGCCCUGUCACAAGGUAAACUACAAAAAGGCUAGAUAGUUAGCCUUGAAAUUGCAAUAUUAUAAAGUGAAUUUGAAGAGAACACUCUUGUGAGUAAAGAAAAUGGAGAAAUUUCCACAGUGUGCCAUUUGCGGUACAACACAGCAGUUAUUGCGUUGUGCCAAAUGUAAGACGAUCUUCUACUGCUCCACGGCGCAUCAGCACAUGGACUGGCCGACACAUAAACAUUCUUGCCGUAUGUUGGCGAAACAAAGAAAUAAUAAUCGCAUGCAACACCUGCAACAGGCGGUUGCUGCUACGACGUUAAACAACACGAACGCACUAACAUUGCCCACCUCGAGUGGUAGCAAUAGCACCUGUACCAAUAGCACCAGCGAUGUCGAUGCUGGCCACCAUCGCUGGUCAUUAACCACGUCAAAUGAUGCUACUGCAGGCAUUAUAGGAUUUGGACUUUUAGGCGGUAGCGAAAGUGCUGAAGUAGAUCCGAGUAUAUUAACUACUGUGCCACCCAUGGCUAUAAUGAUGGGCAAGAAUGAAAAUGGCUGCGGAGGGGUUUAUGAACGUUCAAAUGUCGUGUCGAAUGAUGGCAUUGAUACACCAAAUCAGAUCCCAGAUACUGGUGGUACAGUGACUAGUGCAAAUUUAGUACAAGGCCCGAACGCAGCGACCACCGCUUGCAUGCAACCGCAGUAUCAUCAUGUAGAUCAGCGUUUAUUAUCGCCACAAUAUCACCAACAGCAGCAACAGUUGAUGCAACAGCAGCUGCAGCGUCAACAAAUGCCACCCGCACAGGCACCGUAUUCACCGUCAUCGAAUCUUAGCAGCCAUAACGCGCAUCACCAGUAUGAGAAAAGCUUCAGCUGUCAAGUUGGCAGUGGUGGCGGUGUGGAUGAAAAUGCUUUUGGGCAUGCAAACGAGCGCCGCUACGACGAAUUAUGUCGAAAUAUCAUCAACGACAUGAAUCAGUAUGGCUUGUCGGUGGUCGAUGAUUUUCUGGGCGUCGAGAAAGGUCUGCAAAUAUUGAACGAAGUUCAUCGCAUGUAUUCAGCUGGCGUUUUCAAAGACGGACAGUUGGUGAAUAAUUUGCGCGAGGAAGAGCUGCGCACGAUACGUGGCGAUAAGAUAACGUGGGUUAAGGGCGUUGAGCCAGGCUGUGCAAAUGUUGGAUAUUUGAUAAAUCAGAUUGACGCGGUCAUUUGUAGGGCGAAUACAAUGAAAAACAAUGGUCAAUUGGGAAACUAUAAUAUUAAAGAGAGAACAAAGGCUAUGGUGGCUUGCUACCCGGGAUCCGGCUCGCAUUAUGUGGUGCAUGUCGAUAAUCCAAAUAAAGAUGGUCGUGUGAUAACGGCUAUUUACUACUUGAAUGUCAAUUGGGAUACGGAACGCAGUGGUGGCGUUUUGAGAAUUUUCCCAGAGCACGGUAAUUCAGUUGCUGAUAUCGAGCCGAAAUUCGAUCGGCUGAUCUUUUUCUGGUCCGACAGACGGAAUCCUCACGAAGUACAACCCUCACAUCGCACCCGCUACGCCAUCACCGUUUGGUAUUUCGAUGCGAACGAGCGCGAAGCAGCACUGAAUCGUAUCAAAAAUAAUAAAAACAAUACCAAAGCAACUAUAAAUACAACAGCAACAAAUGCAAAUUCAGCGGCGCGGCCUUUGGCGCCUACGAAUAUGCACGACAACACAAAUUCACAAACCCAUACAACAAAUACCUCGGCGCCGAUAAUAACGACACAAGCGACACAGGCGUCGACACAAGCUACUACUGCAAUAGCAACAACGACGCCAACUUCAAAACCCGCCAAUAUGAAAACGCUUACGAAUGCGAAUUUAAAUGCGAUUAUAAGCAGCGAUAGUAAGUGUGCGAUUGUAAACAAUACAAUGGUAAAUAUUGACCAGCACACAACCCACAGUAGCAAUAAUAAAACAAUUGUUAAUACGAAUACGAAUUUAUGCAACAGUGCUGCGCUAGCGAAUUCGAGUGAAAUUUGCACAUAACAUCAUAAUCCGCUUAUGUUGUUGGUGUUAUAAAAGUUUUGUGGGCUGGGACGUAUGAGUAGUGUGUGACUGCUGUGCUGUAGGUAGCAGAAUGUGCUGUUGAUUGUCGACAAAUAUGUAUGCACUUUUUGUUGAUGGGUCGCAAAAUGUAUAUGAAAACAGUUUUUGUUUUUCAAAACUGCAAGGAAGCAGAAAAAACAAGCCCGACAGCUUAACCUGCCGUGUCGUUCAAACAGCAAUCAAAAUUGUGUUUUGCUUUUUAAAGCAAUUCUUGAAACAUUUAAUUAUGUUGACUGUUGUAAAUGUAAAGUCAAAGAAAUUCGGUAUUUUAGAUCAGCAAAUCAAAACGGAAAUUUACAUAGGAACAUACUUACGUACAUAUAUAAAUGCUUAAAGUUUGUAAAGCUAAAAGUAUUAUCCACCAAUUCAAUGUAAAUACGGUUCAUUAGAUCUAGGCUGGAUAGCUUAAUACAUACAACUAAAGGAGUACGCGAAAGGUCCAAAUGUGAAAAAGAAAAGAAAUGUCUACAGUAAAUGUAUAGUUUUGUAUAUGAAUAAUUACGAAAAUAUGCAAAAAGCUCUAUAAAAUAAAGGGUUGCUGAUGAGCAUGUACUCUUCAGUAUGAGUAAUAAACACAA